AUGGACGAGGGAGAUGGUCGACCCGACUUGCUGCAAAGCAUCGCAGGAAACCUACCCGCGCAUCCGAAGCCAAUGCGACAACCCGGGGCCAUGGAGACAACUUCCACCGUCUUCGAUGUGGCGGUCGCGCUGCACGAGCUCCAGAUAGACAUGUCGUCCACUAGCAUCAAUUCACUGCACGAGGUGGCGACGUCUCUGGGGACAGCGUUGUCGCAGUUCCCGCGGCGGCUGCGCAUCAAGGGCUUCAACCCAGGGCCCAACACCCCGUUCCGUCGCAGGGCCGACCACACAAUCCCCGGUCUAAUGCGCAUCCCGGAGAUUCAACAGCUGCGACAUCUGCUCCAGCACUCGUUCCCGGGCAUGACCGAGUUCGAGCUGGCCCUGGGUCCCCUGGGGAUCCCCGUCAACCACCUCAUCCACCCCGGGGACAUCCCCAAGAUCCUGUUCCGGAUCCUCAACGGCAUCGGCCGUCCCAUCACGGCUCUGUAUCUGACGAUGGAAGCCCGGGAUUGGUGCUGGGGGGACAUGCCUCAGGGCCGGAUUCCUCAGCUCACCGACCGGGUCCUGGGCCAGACUGAGACCCUGCGCCUCGACUGGGGGUUCUUCGCCAGCACCAGCACCCACCCGAUGGUCCAGUUCUACCGGAGCAUCUUCAGAAAACCGCUCCGCAAUCUCUUUCUUCACGGCAAGGGGAUGAACUUCUUGUUUCCCUCCGUGGGACCGACACUGGCUGCGAUCCCCUCGCGGGGAUGCAAACUGCAGCAGCUGACUCUCACAGACACCUACCUCUCCGACUCGGACCUGUUCGCUCUGAUCCCGCGUCUUCCGGUCCUCCGGUCGAUCACCCUGAAACGGGUCCAGGUCCAUGGCCACUGGCCGGAGGCCCUCACGAUGCUGAGCACCAUGUGUACCUGUCUGUCGGCGUAUACCUUCCGGCUGGUACUAUGGGUGGACGCUUUCGAAAGAGAGCCGAUAGCGCAGACCGAUGCGUAUCACUGUGGACUACCCGUGGACACCCAGGCGAGCCUGAGUCGGCUGGCCGACUCGCUGGAGCAGCAGCGUGUCCGCAAGUCUGAUGCCGCGCGGGUGAGCAUUUCCUUCAAGUUGAUCUAUAAACCACACAUCGCCAGUGAAGAACUCGCAACUAUGCUAUACAACUCUGCGCACCCACCGCACAUGGCGAACAGGUCAGCACCACCCACAACCCAAAGCAACUAG
Molecule: messenger RNA, 1218 nt
Organism: Aspergillus saccharolyticus JOP 1030-1
Lineage: Eukaryota; Fungi; Ascomycota; Eurotiomycetes; Eurotiales; Aspergillaceae
Exons: 3
Coding region: 1-1218 (405 amino acids)
Source: RefSeq, a predicted model, not a curated record